Nelumbo nucifera (sacred lotus) is the source of this 585-nucleotide messenger RNA. The record is from RefSeq and is a predicted model, not a curated record. Lineage: Eukaryota; Viridiplantae; Streptophyta; Magnoliopsida; Proteales; Nelumbonaceae.
AUGAAUUUGGAUAAGAGUAGUUUGGCGGGUGUGAAUUUGGAGGAGAGGGAGCUUAGAGAGUACGCAGAUGUGUUAAGGUGUGCAAUCUCGGAUUGGCCGAUGGCUUACCUAGGCCUUCCCUUGGGGGAUAACCCUAAAAAGGUUAGCUUUUGGAACCCGAUAGUAGAGAGAUUUGGGAAAAGGCUUGCUUCUUUAAGGAAAAUUUAUUUUUCCAUGAGGGGGAGAAUCACUUUGAUUAGAUCAACCCUAGCUAAUCUUCCUAUGUAUUUCCUAUCAGUGUUUAAGAUCCCCACAAAGGUCUCUAACACUUUGGAAAAGCUUAUGAGGGAUUUCUUGUGGAAGCCUGGAGAGGAGAAGCAGGACCAUAUGGUGAGUUGGGAGGUGGUUACUAGAGGUAAAAAUCUAGGAGAUCUAGGGAUUGAGAAUGUUAGGAAGAGGAACAGGGCUUUGUUAGGGAAAUUGUUAUGGAGAUUUCCGUUGGAAAGAGACAAGUUGUGGACAAAGAUUGUGACUAGCAUACAUGGGUUGGAAAACAAUGGUUGGGAACCUGGAAUCUUGGCAAGGACUACAGCCGCCUUUCCUUAG